Molecule: messenger RNA, 944 nt
Organism: Phycodurus eques (leafy seadragon)
Lineage: Eukaryota; Metazoa; Chordata; Actinopteri; Syngnathiformes; Syngnathidae
Exons: 3
Coding region: 1-867 (288 amino acids)
Source: RefSeq, a predicted model, not a curated record
AUGGCCUCUGCACACCUCCAUCCGUGGAUUGCUUUAUUACUUCUCGCGGUGAUUAGCAGCGAUAUCGGAGUACGGGGCCGCGCACUGGAGGCCGGUGGAUUCGUAGCACCGGCACCGGGGAGGUCCACGACACCGUCUUUACGCGCAGACCUCCUGAGGCGGUGGAGGCGCGCGGCGGCGGAGGAUCGCCCGGAACGCUGCGCGGAGCUCACGGCGUCCUGGCAGGAAAACUCGCAACGUCAUCCUCAGGAUCAUUCGACCGUGGUGCGCCUCAGGGUCAGGCCUCUGUCUGCUGGAGUUUCCCGGGGCGCUGUGUUCCCAGAGAAGCCGCUCUUCAGCUUCGUGCGGCGGGUCUACCGGUGCUGUCAAGACGGACUCGACUGCAGGAGCGUCAAAGGACUCCAGGGCCGUUUAAGAGGUCCGGAUGUAGAGUUGCUUCUCACCAGGGAGAUCUUAUUAUUGAGAAUAAAGAGAGCCGAGCUUCACCUUCAGCUCACAAAUCCACAACAGGCGGACAUCCGUCCCGUGCUUCUAUCUAUGGCAAAGAGCAACCUUCCCACAAGGUUUAUUUCAAGGUCCCACGGUAACACAGUGGAGUUGCGAGUGGAUCUGCUGUUCCUUUUCCAAAGUCUACAGGAGGCGGCAGGUGGUCCCGGACGAGGUCGCCUCUUGGUGAACAUGCGGAAGGUCGCGCUUUCCUCACCACAUAAAAAGUUCGCUUCAGUUGAUCUCCAGCACAAUGGUGGCGACGUGUGGGGGGGGCUGGGCUUGGCCUUAGGCUGCAGUCAGGCUGGAGUCAGCGUGCGCUGUGAAAGCAGCGGGGUCGGCCUCCUGCACACACCUUUUGUGACCCUGUACUACCUAUGAGGUCAAAAUGACUGACACUGGACUCAACUACACCGAGCCUUUCCCUUUCGAACUCUUUAAGUUCACGCUGAUUUGAC